This is a messenger RNA of Scophthalmus maximus (turbot), 1775 nucleotides long. Its product is annotated as myeloid-associated differentiation marker-like. Gene Ontology annotation, cellular component: membrane. The coding region runs from base 159 to 1067 and encodes 302 amino acids. The transcript has a single exon. NCBI's taxonomy places the organism in Eukaryota, Metazoa, Chordata, Actinopteri, Pleuronectiformes, Scophthalmidae. The record is from RefSeq and is a predicted model, not a curated record.
AAAUAAGGUGAAUUUUUUGGGAUUGAUACUAGCUGAUUAACGACCUUUUGAACCACAAGAUUUGAAAAAUAACUAGCUAUUGGGACUGAGGUUUUACUUGACACCUAAGGCUACCUUGCCUCUUGGAGACUGAAUCACUCAGGUUCAAAUCUGCGAUAAUGCCUGUGAUUGUGCUGGAGGCCAAAGACUUCACCAGUCCUCUUUUUUUGGUGCGCACAUGGGAGGUCUUGUCCAGUUGCACUACUUUCAGUCUCGUGGCCUCGCUGGAACCUUCGGAGUUCAGCAAAAAUCAAUCUCACCACCAACACGUCAACACAUUCAGGAUCUUCUCCAUGUUUACCUGGUGCUUCUUCUUCACCCUCACUCUCCUCAUCCACAUACUCAGCGUCAUCCAGUUUCACAGCCUCAUCCCGGUAUCCUGGAAGAACCUGACUAUGACAGUGGCAGUGUUGGGUGCACUGAUGUGCCUCGGUGCCUCUGUACUUUUCCCAUGGAUCGUCAUGGAUCACCGAGUGGUGACGCCGCGCUCUGUGGCAGCUGCGGUGGUUUCCUGUCUCACCUUCCUGGCCUACACUGCAGAGUCCUACGUUCUUCGCACCCAAGCCCAUGAACAAAGAGGCUACAUGGGCAGCACGGCUGGUCUCCUCAAGAUAGUCCAACUGUGGGGAGGCUGUCAGGUGAUACCCCUGCUUGUUGAGGUGGUGUGUGGACUGCCUGGUGUAGUACACCGUUGGCAGGUAUUGGUUACCUGCACAGCGUACGGUGUCUGUGUCCUUAUGUGUGUAGUCACACUGGUGGUUAUAUUAGGUGACUUUGCUGCGCGAUGUCUCCUGCCUUUUGACAAAUUGAUGGCUGGCUUCAGUCUGAUCGGGGUGUUGUUCUACAUGGUGGCCACAGUGAUUUGUUUUACCGAGAUCCUGCAGCUGAGAGAACUUGGACAAAGCGCCCCCAACAAAAGUGCCGAGCUGGUUAUCAUGGAAGCCGUGGUCGCCAGUAUUACACUGUUAGCUUACACCAUGGACCUUGCCUUCUCCAUUAAACUGCUGUGUGACAGGAGUCAUGCAUGAAAUGGUACAUCACAUUAAAUGCACUGCCUGUAAAGUUGAAAGGAAAUGUUUUGUUGCUGUGUAAUCAAACUAUCUCUCUAGACCUAUGGAGAGCUAACUUAGACCUAUACAAGUUGUUUACAUAGUAAAUUUAAAGCCAACCAAAAAUAUAUAACUGAUCACCAGGAUCACACUGUAUUGUUGUUGUACUGAUAUGUGAAAGAGCUGUGUGACAUAUGUAGAUUAAUGAACUAUGACACACAUACUCAGCAACCACUAAAUGUGAGUUAUGUGUCAGGUGCACCUACUCAUAAGCACAUGGCAUCCUUUAUGGAUAACGUGGUGCAUGAAAUGCACUGGUCGCUGAAUUUAAUUAAUUUCAAGUUUAUUUGUAUAGCGCCAAAUCACAGCAUACAUUGUCUCAAGGCACUUUACAUGGUAAUGUCAAUAUUACAAUAUUACAGAGAAAAUAAAAACCAAAUAAAAAAUCCCACAAUGAGCAAGCUCUUGGCGAAUUGGCGACUAUGGAGAGAAGAAAAAAAACUCCCUUACAACAGGAAGAAAUCUCUGGCAGAACCGGGCUCACUGAACAGCAAUCAUCACUAAUGAAGACAAAAUUUCACACUGAUGACUGUGAGGAUAUGAUCAAGACUUCAAGAUCUACAAAAAUGAAUACAACUGAAGUACAAAGGUGCAGAAUAUCAAUAAAAAUGUUUCUCUCACCACUGA